This is a messenger RNA of Diatraea saccharalis (sugarcane borer), 4093 nucleotides long. The record is from the annotation of a GenBank genome assembly. Lineage: Eukaryota; Metazoa; Arthropoda; Insecta; Lepidoptera; Crambidae.
UUUUCGCGGUAUUAAAAUCAGAUGUGAGCGCGUUCAGGCGCAGUCUGUUCGCGAUCGUCAUUGUACGUUGACGCUUGCCGUUAGACAUUUUGAAAUUCGCGCGGGAAAUUCGACAUCGAUAAGUGACAGUUGAACUUUUUUAAAUAAACACUUUUUUAUUAUUUUCGAACAGGUGCCAAUCGUUAUAAUGGUCAGAUGAUAUUUUAUUCAAUUUGUUUGGUUGUGCGUGACUGAUUUGCAUUUUGUUAUUGACUUAUUAACAUUUCUUGACAUUUCGGACUCUUAAGGCUGUGUUUAGGUAUUAGUGUUUACAAAAGCUGCCAUGGCGAACAAACUAUAUUUACUAUUAAUAGCGGCGCUGAGCGCAGUGAUGGCAUAUCGAUACCCUGACUUACCACCAGGGCCGUACUGCGGUCAAGGAGGGCAAUCGCAAUGCUGUUCGAAUAGACAAGACACGUGUUCACAUCAAAUACUAGGCACGCUAUGUUACUGCGACCAGUUCUGUAACAGAACGUUGGCGCACGACGACUGCUGUCCAGACUAUGAAGAGGUCUGCCUCGGUGUCAGUCCUCCUCCGGAGUAUAUAGGGAAAUCCUGCGAAGACAAGGGCAAGAAAUACUACCCGCCCGAGAAAAUUAUGAAAGAUUGCAAUACAUGCAAAUGCGAGCAGAAAUCACCAGGUGUCGCCGAAUGGGUGUGCGAGGACGACCCAUGCCUGAUGAGCAGCGAGGUUUUAGAAAACAUUAAUCGAGGCGGCUACAGGUGGAGAGCGGCCAACUACAGCCAGUUCUACGGGAAGAAACUGAAGGACUCUAUGAUCUACAAAUUAGGUACACUUCCUUUAUCACCUGAGACAAAGCGUAUGGGACCAAUUCGCCACAACAAGGAUGUAACUUACCCCACGAACUUCGAUGCCCGGGAAGUCUGGCCUGGCUAUAUUUCCCCUAUUGUGGAUCAGGGUUGGUGUGGAUCUGACUGGGCUGUAGCCAUCGCUGGAGUUAUGUCUGAUAGGUUCGCUAUCCAGUCGAACGGUGCUGAGAACCUGCAGCUUAGCCCUCAGAGCCUGCUGUCCUGCAACAGGAGGAUGCAGAGAGGCUGCGACGGAGGUCACAUCGAUGUAGCUUGGAACUUCGCCAAGAAUCAAGGCAUAGUAGACGACGAAUGCUACCCGUAUGAAGCGACAGCGUCACAAUGCAAGCUGCAUCGUCGCGCGAGCCUAAUAGAGGAUGGGUGUGAACCACCAGCUUCUGUGCCUCAGCGUACCUCCCGUUACAAGGUCGGCCCGCCCGGCCGUCUGCAGAAGGAAAUCGAUAUCAUGUAUGACAUCAUGCAGUCAGGACCUGUCCAUGCCAUCAUGACCGUAUACCAGGACUUCUUCCACUACCGUGACGGUGUAUACCGCCGCUCUGGAUUCGGUAACAACCAGCUGCAAGGUCUGCAUAGCGUCAGAGUCAUCGGAUGGGGCGAAGAGCGCGGUGAGAAGUACUGGUUGGUAGCCAACAGCUGGGGUGACUGGUGGGGCGAGAAUGGCUACUUCAAGAUCGCUAGGGGUGACAACGAGUCGGGCAUCGAAUCGUUCGUUGUAACUAUCCUCUGUGACGUCACAGAGUCCUACAGAAAGAAAUAACACCGGGAGGAACUGAUCAGACCCCUCUGUGUGCACACGAAAGUUGUCACUACUAACAGGGGGGUUAUUCUGCUGAACAUCACGAAAGACUUUGUAUAGUAUUCAUAGAGCUGACAAAUCGUUUUCUACUGUGGAAAUAUUUUUAUAUCUGUAUAUUUUAACAAUUAUAACCAACGUCCGAUGUUAGAGCGAUACGUUUAAUUGUUAAAAAUAAGGUUUUUUUUUUUAAAUCUUUAAUAUGAAGAUUUAGUCUUCAUAUAUAAGGAAUAAAAAAAAUUGGUAUUUGGCAUAAAUCGUAUCACUCUAGCUCGUUUGGUCACGAUUGUAGGCCAUUGGUAAGGCAGCUGUAUGUGGAUUUAAAGUUAAGCCGAAAUUAUACGUACAUCUACGACGUACAUUUUUAAGUACAUCUAAUGAUAUGAAAAUAUUUUUAUCAAUAAUUCUGAUCUCCAGUUAAAGCUCCCAGACCUUGAUUAAGAACCGAAAAUCUACAGCGCAGUCGCCAUUUUGGUUCAGCUUACACAUUAUAAGCAUUGUACAGACACGGGCAAUAUUUCUCGGCAAUAAUGAGCUGCAAUUGUUGCUAGCCAAGUUGUGCAAUAUUGCAGUUCUAUAUAUCCCGGCCAUAUAACUAAACAUUUUUGAUAUGACCGAUGUUAUUUUGAAGGGCACUAAGUUGCCGAUAAAUAUUGCCUGUUUAAAAAGCUUUUUGUUAAAAACCAAAGAUUUCCUGUAGAAGUCUUUGUUGAAAAUAAAAUGAGUAUGAAUCGAAGCAUAACAAAAAAAUAUUAAUUAUUCAUUAGCAUAAUGUAAGUGAUUCGAAAGCACAAUAUAAAUUACAUGUACACACAAAUAUAGCCACUGCCAAAAUUAAUUUUAUUAUGCUUAUCGAUUUUCGGCAUAGAUUUAGUGUCGAUCUCACCAUCGCUUAGUAAAAGAACGUCUUAAAUAGUUAGGUACUUAGAACGCAAAGGUGCCAUUAUUAUUUUUAAGUCGUAUUCUUGGCUAUAUAUAUAGAUUAUAUUGCAUACCAUUUUAGGUAUUUUGUAUUUAGUUAUGCACUAUAGUUGCACGAUAUGGCUUGUUAGCAUUAUAUGUAUUUAUCCAGGCUGUAUUUUGGGGGUAUACUGAUAUUAUCAAAUUAUUUAGCCCCUCAAUUUAAACGACCCACUUAAGUUAGGGGAAGAUUGGGACCAUUCAUACACUUUUUAGUCAAUGAUUUUUAAAAUAUUUAUAAUCAAAGAUAAAUUACUCAUUACUUAUUAAAACAUAAAGCAUACUUUCUGCUCCUUAUUUAAAAAGUUCAAAGUCGAUAUCUUGUAUAAUAUAUCAAAGGAUUGAAUUUUACUAAAAACUAAUGAAAUGUCCGAAUCUACCCCUAUUAAUGGGUACAAUCGUACAUGGGCCGGGGAACAUUCAGACAGUGUGGUAACUUCAUAUAUAUUAAGUAAAACAACAAAUGAAUUAAAAAGAUCGUUUUCAUUGAUCUUAAACUUAUCAACGAUGUAAUUAACUAAACGACAUAUAGGCUUAGAGUCUAACUAUCUUUUUACGAAAACCGUGCAUCCAUUCUAUAUCAACGAAGCCAGUUUCAUAACAAUUUUGCAAACAUUUAUAUUUCAAAACUUUAUCAUAAUCAUUUGAUAGUGUUGUGACUUCCAAUAUCGUGAGUCCGAAAUGUGUUUAUGAACUUUUUCAAUUGGUUAGUCUUUUCAGUAAAACAAUUUGUUUUUUACUAUUAAAAAGCACCUUUUACAGACGCAAAAAAACUCAUUUAAUUAAUAUUUCUUCUUAAAAUUCCGAUCAUUUUUUCUAAAUAUUCUGAUAAAAUAAUAAAAAUUGUUAGCGGGGGUACAUAUAUACGCGUACGAAUUUGCCCUUUCUGGAAAUGUACGCACGUGCCCCGAAGAUAAAUAAUUAAAUUAUUUUUUCUAACACAAAACCCACGUAGAAAAUUCACAAUAUAGAUAUAUAUUAUUAUCUUAAUCGUAUUCACUUACGAUUAAGCAAUAAUUCAAUAAAAUUUGACGUAUGAUUAAAGCACGGAAGAUCCAAAAACAUUAACAAAAUAUUUACUAUGAACAUGCCAAAACACUAACAGUUCUCUAGUUUCGCUCGCAGUGGCUGCAUGUGUGGCUAACUUCGUGGACAACAGGCAGUCGCCGGCGCCUAUCCACUAACACAAAGUCGUAAUAAAUAGGCUUUUCUACAAGAUGUAGUAGUGACUGUAUGAAGGUUCCCCGUGUACGAAUGGUGCCAAACUUCCCCUAUAAGCAGUGGUCGGAAUUAGGUAGAGUUAUUCAUCUACUUACACUGAUUUCAUACAGCGAAAGAAUAAAGUGGAUAUGCCUCAAAUCCCGAGAUUAAUUUUAAAGAGCAGAAAAAUCCCGUGUUUUUUUAAAUAAAAAGUUAUUUACUUUUACACGAUUUAAACUACUGCACGCACGACGUUACCAAACUUACUUC